This is a messenger RNA of Penicillium cataractarum, 858 nucleotides long. RefSeq lists its product as uncharacterized. Gene Ontology annotation, cellular component: intracellular anatomical structure. Lineage: Eukaryota; Fungi; Ascomycota; Eurotiomycetes; Eurotiales; Aspergillaceae. The transcript is spliced from 4 exons. The record is from RefSeq and is a predicted model, not a curated record. Bases 1 to 858 code for a protein of 285 amino acids. Gene Ontology annotation, molecular function: oxidoreductase activity, acting on NAD(P)H, oxygen as acceptor.
AUGCCUCCUGCUGCCACCGAGACUGCUACGUCGAGCGCGACAAAGGCCAACACGCCUACUUCUUACACGAGCACAAUGCCUGCAAAUGAUUUCAGCUGGCAAAUCAGUCUGGCGCAAAAGGUUGUCGCUAUUACUGGUGCCAAUCGGGGAAUUGGGCUGGGUAUUGCUGAGGUUUGCCUUGCCAAUGCCGCUAAGAUGGUGUACUCGCUCGACUUGAUGGAGCCCGGAGAAGAAUUCGAGGCCCUGCAAAAGCGAUUUCCCAACUUGCAAUACAUUCAGACCGAUGUUACCUCUGAGGAAAGCGUGGAGAAUGCUAUCAACAAGGUUGUCGAAGAGACAGGCCGUAUCGAUGGCUUGGUGGCCAAUGCUGGCAUGACCAAGCAUCAGCCUGCGCUGAAGUUUGAACGUCCUGAGUUGGAGAAGUUGUUCAAUCUCAAUGUCUUUGGUGCCUACUUCUGCGCCCAGAUUGCUGCUCGCAAGUUCAUCGAGCUCGGAAUUAAGGGAUCUAUCGUGAUGACCUCGAGCAUGACUUCCUACCGACCCAACAGGGCCGCGCCUUCUGCACCGUAUGGUGCCACCAAGGCAGCCGUUCGCAACAUGUGCCACACUCUCGCCAUGGAAUGGAGCCAACACGGUAUUCGCGUCAACAGUAUCUCACCGGGUUUCGUCCGAACUGCAAUGACCUAUUACGUCGAGAAAUCACCGGAUUGGGAUCUGAAGAUGCAGUACUACGGUGGCAUGCCUCGUCUGGCGGACCCUCGCGAGCUUGGCGGUGCCUACGUAUAUCUGCUGAGCGACGCCAGUUCGUAUACCACUGGAAUUGACAUUCCGAUCGCGGGCAUUGUGGGCGCGUGGUAA